AAUCUAUUUUUUUGUCUUUUUGUGUUUUUAAGUUUCUCGAUAAGUUUCACUAGUUUCACUUUUCUUACUCAUAUUUUCAAAAAACCAUCUUUUAGUUUUAUCAGUCUUAUGUAUUUGUCCUGUAUGCUAUUUCAUUUCUGCCUUUAUUUCCUUCCUGCUUAUUUUGCUCUUGAUCUUUUCCAUUAUUUUGAAUUGAAUGGUUAACUUGUAGAUAUUUAAACCUCCUCAUUUCCUCAUCAUAGUAUUCAAAGCUAUAAUUUUCUUUUAGGUACAUGUUUCCCCGUGUCCCACAAAUUUUGCCUUGUGUGGUUUAUAUUAAUUCGGUUUUAGUAUUUGAUAUCCUUUAUAAUUUCCAUUUUAACCCAUGAGUUACUUAACUUCCCAACAUAGAAUUACUUUUAAUUAACCUUUAAUAUUACUUUUACUCAUUUUGGUGAGAGAAUUUAGUUUGAAUGAAAUAGACCCUUCAGAAUCUAGUUUUACUUUAUAACCUAAUACAUUAUCUGUUUUCAUGUGUGUGUAUGUGCACUCUCAAAUACCUGUUCUGUUUGGUAUAGAGUGCUGACUACUGACAUAACAUCUAAAGUGUAUUAAUAUUUUGACUGCUGUCAGGCUUCUUCUGUCUCCUGCUUAUAUAGUUCUGUCCAUUGUUACUUGAGAAAUUUUGAGGAUGUGCUUUCAGGAUCAUAAAUGUUUAUGAUGAGUACUAUAUAAUUUUAUUCUGUUCCUUUUACUGGUGUUAUUGUCCUUUGUCCCUUAGAUCUUUUGACUUGAAAUCUUUUUUUUGGGUAUUAAGAUUGCUUCUCAGCUUUAUUUUGGUCCACAGUUGCCUGAUAACAUCUUUUUUCAUUCUUUUACUUUUUACCUUUCUGUGUCUUUUUGCUUUGAAGUAUCUUCUGUUGAUUGCAUAUUAUUGAAUCUUGUUUUGUUUCUUUUAAUCCAAUCAGAGUGUCUGUCUUUUAACCAUGAGCUUAACCUGUUUAUAUUCAUUGUAAUUGUAAUUUCUGCUAUAUUAAGAAUUAUUUUUUAAAAAAGGAAUUAUACCUGGUGAGGGAAAAAAAGAGAUUUAUAUCUCUCUCUCAUAUCUAUAGAAUAUGGUUAUAUGACCACAACCUUUGGGUCCCAGCAAGAGUCCUAAGUAGCUCUAUAGCCAGGACAGGUCCUCUAAAACUAAUCCCAACAAACUCAUCUAAAGGGUAAAAAGUACCUUUUACAGCUCUCUGUCUGGAGUUUGGGGCAUAAAGGAACUGCUUUUGCAGAAAUAAUUUUUGGGGAUAGAACAGUAUACUAAAAAAUAAACUGACCCAGAUAUGUACCAAUAAACGAUUAGGAUGACCCCAGGCUCUCCUUCCCAGGAGUCAUUCCCAGUAGAAGAAUCUGCCUAAGAGUAAGACAGAGAGAUGGAAAAGCCCAGUAAGUGUUCAUGUUCAGCACCCAUGUUCUUAAAUACUCCAUAUAAAGUUAGAUGGAAAGUAAUGUUACCCAUUGCUUUCAGGCUUUAAUAUCAUUUCUCUAGUCUUUUCAUUCACAGGUUAAAGCUACCUUUCCAGAUAGUUCAACAACUAAGUCACCAGUUUCCAAGGGCAUUUGCACCACCUCUGGAGAACAUCGGAUCCGUGUAAACCAGAUGUCCCUGACAACUCAUCCACCGUCUCCCUGCACAAAAUUUGUACCACCAGCGGACAACAAAGGCAACCAUUGUUUCUUUUUGUUACCAAGUAGAUAUAAUAUCCCUACCAACAAAACAGAAUACACAGUAUUGUAGAAGUGUCUCCACAGUAUCACGACCAAUUGAGAACAGGCUAAGAAAAUCAGCUUGCCUAGAUGAGGACCCCUUCUCUUCUUGGGUAGCCAGGAUUUGAAGGAGAGACUCUGACCUGUACCACACUGCUGGUAAGUGACUUAACACUUUUACACACUGAACUGGUCCUGAGAACUGAGAUGUCUUCUUUGUAAGUGAAGAAUAUACAACAUAAUCUUGAAGAACUGCAGUGUGAUAAUGAGCCAAAGGCAUACUGUGUGUGUGUAAUGGACUGACAAGAUUAAUCUUGCUGAAGGAUUUUUCUACCUUUUGUUUCUAUUUGCUAGUUUUAGUCAAUAUUUUGCUGGCUUAGAUUGUUACCUUUUUCUAGUUUCUUCUGUUCUAAUCUAAUGGGUCCCAGAAAUCCCUCUCCUGACCCCUUAUCAGAAUCAGAAAGUGAGGGAGAAGAAAACGCUAACUACCUAAAUGAGAGUUCUGGGCAAGAGUGGGAUUCCUCUGAAGAAGAAGACCCUGUGGUGCCCAACCUCACACCUCUUGAGAGUCUUGCCUGGCAGGUUAAGUGCCUUUUAAAAUACUCUACAACUUGGAAACCUUUAAAUCCUAAUUCCUGGUUAUAUCACGCUAAACUCUUGGAUCCAAGCACACCAGUCCAUAUACUUCGAGAAAUAGGUCUAAGACUCUCCCAUUGCUCCCAUUGUGUACCCAAACUGGAACCCAUUCCUGAAUGGCCUCCUCUGGCUUCUUGUGGAGUCCCACCUUUUCAAAAGCCCCUUACAAAUGCCAGUCGGCUUUCUAGAGAUCAUGCCACUCUUAAUGGAGCGCUGCAGUUUGCCACCAAACAGCUAAGUCGAACAUUGAGUAGGGCCACUCCCAUACCUGAAUACCUAAAACAGAUCCCUAAUUCAUGUGUUUCUGGUUGUUGCUGUGGCUGGUUAACUAAAACAGUUAAGGAAACAACCCGCACUGAGCCCAUCAACACUACAUACUCGUACACUGACUUCCAGAAGGCAGUUAACAAACUCUUAACCACAUCACUCUAAAGACCCACCAUUUGUUCUGAUCUCUCUCAUAUUGCUCAUUGAGGAAGGAAGUGCAAAGUCACACAUACCACAGUUGAGAAACAAAUGCCUUUUCAACCAAACCAUGCCCUAUCCUACAAGCCCGUAAGUACUACCAAGUAUAAUGGUCCCAUAACUCAGCUAUAGAAAAUGUAUGGUGAGCAUGCCCUUUGACAGACCCUGUGGAUAAAAAGAGAACUUCAGUAGAAAAUUAGACCAAAGGGACCAUAUUACAAAAGUUAGGUAGACUCUUGUCCAUACUCAGUUCCCCCACCAAUUUGUUCUGCCUCUCUGAAUGGACUCUUGACCCGAUGUCUCAUUGUGAACAGAAAGGAAGAAGUAGUAGCUCCCUAUCCCUUUUGUUACCUAACCUUCAGACUAGCCAGUGGGGAAAGAAGGAACUUAGCUACUCCCAAUAACACCUCUCUGAGCAUACUCUUUUCUACCAUUAGUGUCUGUGAGACAGUUGCAUGAAUUUGAAUUCCCUAGACAAAAGAAAAUGGUGGGGCUAUGGAUUUAUCUCCCAGCUUUUAUACAGAUAGGCUAUAUAUGGCACCCUUUAGGGUUCCUGUUUUGGGGGGAGGGAGUGCAGUUUCAAACCUAGGCUGCAUUUCUUCAGGCCUGUUAUAUAGUACCUGCAGUUACAGUAUAAACCUUUAUAUCAUAGGUUCCCACCAUGCUGUCUCUAGCUACAUUGGCCUAAAGAUUGCAACCAGGGGUUAAACAGACACCUGUUCUGCAGGGAAUAGGUUUCCCGCAUCUUGGCAUUCAGACUUUAGUCAAUAGCACAUCACAUUUUAAAAGACCAAUGGGAAAAGGAUUAAGGGCAUUUAUGCUUUCAAUAUUAACUGCUAGUGAAUUAAAAUAUUUCAUCUGUAUAACGUUCUCAGCAGUACUUUAUGCACUCUUUACAUCCAUAGAAAUUUCAGGAAGUCUUCUAACUUUAAAGAACUUACCACUAUAGUAUAUCUAUCAGAAGUUGGAGUUUUUAGCUUCAUUGUUUUUCUACAUAGAUCAGCUUCAGAUUUUCUUUAGCUCAAUAAGGAAGAGAAUGUACCCUUGUAAAUGAAUCUUGAUGCAUUUAUUUAAAUGAAUCAAAACAUAGAAAUCAUACAUAAAAGAAGAUGUAUGGGACCAAUAAAUCUUUUCACAUGUCUACCAUAGAAUAAAACCUGUGUGUGUGAUCCUGGUUGACUGGGCAUCUAAAAGGAAUCAGAAAAUAGAUUGUUAAAGAUCCUAUAUCCUUUCAUUUUACUUUUACUUUUUCCUGUUCUCCAUAAUUAAGUACUGUAUAUGAUGUGGCAUGAAAAAAAAUGGAAGCAUUAAUGACAUCACAAAUUCUAUACAUGUAUGGCAACUUUAGGAGACAGGAGAAUGUUUAUAAUCCAAUGAAUAUUUCUACUGAGCCUUAGUUCUCAUGUCUUAAGGAAAAAAGAGGGACUUGUAGUAGGUAGAAAAGAUAUUUGUUAAUGGAAAGUUACUGAAAAACCAUAUCAUACUGUUAGUGUAACUGAAUGUAUCGGAAACUGUUCCUAUGUAUGGAUGUUCUGUGAAAUUGGGUUUUUAAAGUGUUAUAAGAACCUGUUCCCUUUUUUUUUUUUAAGGGGGAGGAGGGAAGAGGUAGGGAGGUCUGAAAAUUAAAAUAUAUUGAUGUUUAUGUAACCAUAAUAUGUUCCUUUUUCUGUGUAUGUAUAUAAAAGUGCCUUGCCAUGAAGCGUUUUUACUAUUCACUCUGAAAGGAAGCCUUUCCCCAGCUCUGCAGCUGAAUAAACCAACAGCUUUGUACAUGCUGAACAGAGUAUAAUCAUUUGUUCCCAACAAAUGAGGUAGACCUUGCUUUUCUUAAAGCAUAUUCAAUAUUCACUAAGUGCUGAAUAGAGUCAACUGAUUGGAUAGAUAGGUAGAUAAAGAAAGAAAGAGAGAAAGAAAGAAAAAGAAUAUAGUGUUUCUGAUAGGAGGUGACUUGGCAGCUCUAGAAAAUCAAACAUACUUGUAAAAGAAAAUAUUCAGUCAAGACCUGGAUUUGAACCCAUUUGUUUGUAUAUGUUAAAUAACUACAGGUUACACAAAAUGAGAGAUACCUGAAAAAGCCUUAAGCCUUUACUUCUUUUUGUGUGCCAUGGACCUGGGGUUAGGGGUGGGUUUACCACUUUCACCCUCCCCCCACAAGGGAUUAGGAGAAAUGACAAAUUUACAAUGUUUUCAUAGAAAUAUUUAUCAAAGGAAACAGGAUUUCUAAAGCAACAGACAUUAAUAUUAUUUAAAGGUAUUCUCACAGUGCAGAUAGGCAGCCUCUGAAGCAGUCCAGAUACUUAGAGCACAGAAGACCAUAAUCAUGUCUUUUAAACCCAUCAGCUUUCCUAAGAGAAGGAAAAAAUUGGUAUGUAUCUGAUGAGGGACAGAUUUAAGUUGCCUUUUGGGGAUUAUCCUGAUGGGACUCCUAUCAUAAGUAUCCAUUUAAAAAAAUUUCUCUAUGAUGAAAAUAUUCUGGUAUUAAAGUAGAUUAGUAAAGCUGUUAGGGAAUUUAGAAAUCAGUUGGGUUAUUUCCUUACUGAUUCAUAAAUUCUCUCUUCUGUCUCUGUUUUCUACUUUUGCCUUCAGUUUUAGAAAAAUUAAUGCCUUUUGGAGCAGGCCAUUACGUUUACAUGUCUCUUGUUAGAAAUUUAGUCAUUCAUCUAAUAACAGUAUGGAGUGCCUACUAUCCAGACCCUGGGAGUGCAAAAUUAAAUAAGGUACUCUACAUAAGAAGUUUUAAAAUAUACUGAACUGGGGUGUCUGGUUGGCUGAGUCGGUUGUGCAUCCGACCUCUGCUCAGGUCAUGAUCUCAGAGUCCUAG
Enhydra lutris kenyoni (northern sea otter) is the source of this 5656-nucleotide messenger RNA. RefSeq names its product DDB1 and CUL4 associated factor 16. Lineage: Eukaryota; Metazoa; Chordata; Mammalia; Carnivora; Mustelidae. Bases 2152 to 2802 code for a protein of 216 amino acids. The record is from RefSeq and is a predicted model, not a curated record. Gene Ontology annotation, cellular component: Cul4-RING E3 ubiquitin ligase complex. The transcript has a single exon.